Molecule: messenger RNA, 1420 nt
Organism: Mytilus trossulus (common blue mussel)
Lineage: Eukaryota; Metazoa; Mollusca; Bivalvia; Mytilida; Mytilidae
Product: fibrinogen C domain-containing protein 1-A-like
Exons: 10
Coding region: 1-1386 (461 amino acids)
Source: RefSeq, a predicted model, not a curated record
AUGUAUUUUGAAUACAAUGUUCAGAAUAGUAAUAAAUAUUACAGGUGUAGUGAUGGCAUAUGUUCACAACCAAUUGCAAAGUAUAAAGAUUGUACAGAGUUAAAGAAGAAAACAAAGAAAAAACUGAAUGAUGGUGUUUACAAUAUUUAUCCAGGGGGAGAUAAUCCUGUUCAGGCGUUCUGUGAUAUGACAACAGGGGAGGCUGGACGGUAUGAUUUACUUGAUUCAUGUUAUGUUGAAACGAUUGUUCAGGCUGUUGAUCAUAUUUCUAGUGAAGAUAAUGUGAUAAGGACUGUCUUUUGGCGCAAUGAAUACACCCAUAUGUUGACCUCCAGUGGGAAGUAUGAGUUGAGAGUAGACGUAGUAGAUAAACACAGCGCAAAAAGAUAUUCCGUGUAUAAAACCUUUGUUAUAGGAGAUGCUGCUUCGAAAUACAAACUAACUGUUGGUGAUUACUCUGGAAAUGCAGGAUUAGAAACCAGAGAUAGGGGGAAUGAAGAUCCACUAUCUAUACCGUUGAUAAGCGACAAAGGAGCACCACUGGUUGCCAUGCUAGAUACAAAAGCCAUUAACAGGAAAAUAAAAGUCUACAUCAGAACACUAAUGAGGGAUAUGAUUCAAAGUACUAUACGAGAAGAAUUUAAAAGUCUUUUUAAGACAUCAUUGGAAGAAAACUCGACCAUAGACUUCAUCAGAAAUAUCACCCUUCAGGAAAUAAAUAACGUUGUGAAAGAACAAGGACAAGAGAAAUUAUCAAAUGAAGGUAUGAGUCCCCCUGCAGUUGUAAAGUACAAAGAUUGUUCUGACCUUAAGAAAAAAACAAUGAAAAUACUGAAUGACGGUGUUUACACGAUUUAUCCAGGAGGAAAUAAACCUGUUCAGGCGUACUGCGACAUGACCACAGACAGGGGAGGAUGGACGGUUAUGUUAAAACGGUUUGGUGGAUCUGUUGACUUUAGACGUACCUGGGUUGAAUGCGAAAAUGGAUUUGGAGAUAUCCAUGGCGACUUCUGGUUGGGCAACAAAUACACCCAUUUGUUGACCUCCACUGGGAAGUACGAGUUGAGAGUUGACAUGGUGGAUACAAACAACAAAACAAAAUAUGCUGUAUAUAAAACAUUUAUUAUAGGAGACGCUGCAUCAAAAUAUAAACUCACUGUUGGCGAUUAUUCUGGAAAUGCAGGUGAUCUUUUAAUAUUUCACAACGAGAUGAAAUUUUCCACAUUUGACCAGGACAACGACAAAGCUAAAACCAAUUGUGCAUUAGCACACACAGGAUCCUGGUGGUAUAAAGCUUGCUUCCAAUGUGACCUCAGUCGUACUGAUAGCCCACCAUUCUGGACCAAUACAAUAUCGACAUCAGUUAUGAUGAUCAGGAAAAUAUGAAGUCAAAGAUAUUUAAAAUAAAGAGUAAAUAUUA